AUGAUUGGUAGAGGCAAGCAAGUUGCACUCAAUGAGAAAGAUUAUGGUAUUGCCAUUAAGAGCCCUCACUGUAAUAAAAAUAUCACAAUAAAGGUGGGCGGAAAGACAGAGAAAGGGCUGCUUGUUGACAAGUGCAUUGCUUCCAUAGGCUGUAUUGGUAAUGCGGAUGCUGAACUUACUCCGGUUUUGUAUGACGCCGUUGCACCAGAUGGUACAAAUACGGAUCCUUCAAAGGGUAAAGUUCCGUUGUUACAAGGUUCUUGGGAAUUCGAUGAUUAG
Molecule: messenger RNA, 279 nt
Organism: Fomitiporia mediterranea MF3/22
Lineage: Eukaryota; Fungi; Basidiomycota; Agaricomycetes; Hymenochaetales; Hymenochaetaceae
Exons: 4
Coding region: 1-279 (92 amino acids)
Source: RefSeq, a predicted model, not a curated record